UUUCGUCUCUCCCCCCCCCCGCCUCUCGGCACUGAUUCCAGCCGUGAACCCUGUAGAGGUUGGACGGCCUGAAACAGGCCACGCCCCAUCGCCUCUUGAGUGGCUGGAUUCAAGUUCCACAGAUCUGGGGGUAGGCGCGGGGAAAGAUUGGCCCUGGGUCGGGACUCCACCCACGUGCCCGCUCGCCGCCCAAGUAGGAACACAUUCUGCACGUAGCAGACGUAUUAAUCAGAAAGGGGCCAUCUGCCGCCUUGGUAAAUAAAUGGAAAGGAGUUUGCCGGACCCAGCUUCCCAAAAGGGGGAGUGAUCACAAACCAGGGGUGUUCGCUUAAAACGCUGGUCUCCCGCAAAAAGGAGAGAAAAAGGCUCCAGGCACUUCCUUUUUGAGCUGCUGUCCGUAUGUACCAAGGUGUUUCUCUUAGGCAGCGAGUGGCGGUCAGGCCGGGGUAGGAGCGCACCCACCGUUCAUGUCGUUAUCAAGUCUCUGAGAGGAGUCCCGAAGCUUAUUUGCGACUGCACUGAAGACAGAGUUAUUACUUGGCAAAACUUCGGGACACACCAAACUCUUCUGUAAUAGUUUUGGUUCUUUUCGCCUUCCAGUAUCUACUGAUAUACAUUUUCUAAGAAAAAUCAAUGAAUUUAAAAUGCAAAGUGUAUGGUUAAUUCAGUUUGAUAGAAUUAUUAAUUCAUUUUCUUACAAUUAUUGGUAAUUUAUUGGUUAACUGAUUGGGCUGUGGACUUUAUAGAAGAAAGGUGGGAGUUACUAGCCUUGCUAAAAUGCCUUUGGGACAUAUCAUGAGAUUAGAUCUAGAGAAAAUAGCCCUGGACUAUAUUGUGCCCUGUUUGCACAACAUUGGCUUCUGCUACCUGGACAACUUUUUGGGCGAGUUAGUAGGGGACUGUGUCCUGGAACGAGUAAAGCAGAUGCAUUAUGAUGGAGAACUUCAGGAUGGUCAACUUGCUGGCCAGAGCAAUGGCAUCUCCAAACGACACUUGAGGGGAGACCAGAUAAAGUGGAUCACAGGCACUGAGGAAGAAUGCGAGGCCAUCAACUUUCUCUUGUCACUGACAGACAGGCUGGUGAUGUACUGUGGCAGUAGACUGGGCAAGUAUUAUGUGAAAGAAAGGUCCAAGGCUAUGGUCGCUUGCUACCCUGGGAAUGGAACUGGGUAUGUGCGUCAUGUAGACAACCCCAAUGGAGAUGGACGCUGCAUCACAUGCAUUUACUACUUGAAUAAGAAUUGGGAUUCAAAGCUUCAUGGUGGGAUUCUCCGAAUCUUCCCAGAAGGGAAGUCCUAUGUAGCAGAUGUGGAACCUAUCUUUGACAGACUACUUUUCUUCUGGUCAGAUCGAAGGAACCCGCAUGAAGUGCAGCCUUCCUAUGCAACAAGAUAUGCCAUGACUGUAUGGUAUUUUGAUGCUGAAGAAAGAGCAGAAGCCAAAAAGAAAUUCAGGAAUUUAGUUGAUGCAGGGAAGACAGAAGCAGUUCUCAAUUAAGACUGAACAGUGAUUUCCCAGAGAAAUUUUUUUGUAGUGAUAUUUUUGGGACUCUUCACAAGCAAUAAGAUCCAAAGAUGACAUGGUCUGUUUCUGGUGAUUACUGGACACUCUUCUUACCUGCAGAUAUGCACUAUUUUGAGCACUGUUUAGAGUUUGCAUAUUAUACUUAUGGUACUCAUGGCAACUUCAUAAUCAUACCUGUCCGGCAUAAAAACACCCAUGUUUUCAACUUGGCUUUCGCAGAAGAACACUACUAGAAAUUUUAGAAAGUGAAGAUGAUCACCAAGCCAUCCUGCAAAUGUUGACCAACGGGCCUUUAGCCUUACUGAUAUUAAAAGAUACUUGACAUUCAAAAUAGUUGGGGAAACCUGACUCUUAUAUUUGCACUUUAUUUAAAUAUUCUGGUUCAACGGGAAGGAGCUUUGUAAAAGAACUUCAAUGGCAGACUGCAGAUGGCAAUCAGGAAUGGAAAAUAUUGAACUGUGUAUUUGCCAAGCACCGAUUUUGUAAUGUUCAUCAUGGGGCCUUUGAUGGGUUGCCUGGUCACUUUGCUUUGCAAACUAUUGGCUUAACUGUCUUAUAUCAUUAAUUUCUUAAAAGGAUAAGCCUUCCACUUGCCAUAAAACUGCCUGGAUUUGAUCCACAUUGCUGAAGUCAAGCAGCAGCGGUUCCAUUGCUUGGCUUUUCAGAGCCCCAGGAUAGGGGCAGAGGCAGUUGUGCAGCUGUCUACUAUUUUGUAAAAAACACCCUUUUUUCUAAAAUCAGAUGGGUCUGGGUAUCCUUUUAACAGAAAACCCUUUGUUUCAUAGGGCAACUAGUUCCUCCAGUUCCCAUCCAAAUUUUUAAACUUUCUGAAACAUUGGUGACAAACUAAAUGUGUUUAAUGCCAAGAAAUCCUUUUUUAAAAACUGAUCUUCCACCAGCCACGCAUUGAAUGACAGAAGUGGAACUCUGAAAAUCCAGCUUCAUAUUUGUCAGACUGGCAAAGGCAUGGUGGGUGACUUAGCCAAUUAAAUAAUAUGGGAUGCAAAUCAAGCUGUGAUUAAAUUUCUCAUCAGCAUUAAUGGGGCUAGGGAUUGUACCAUUGGAUCUUAAACCUAAUCUCAAUUGUUUUUGAAUUUAUGAGAACAAUUCUUUGAUUGGGACAGCAAAAAGGGUUUUCAGAUGGGAUAUGCCAGUUGAUAUUCCUACACAGAAUUAUAAAGCAUCACCCAUCAGGCAGAUGCACUGUGAAAAUGUAUUGAAAUAGGGCUCUUAGCUUCCAUGCUAUCAAGUUGCAUUCACACUGCAGGGCAGAUGUUUGUGUACUUUUUUUGUGUGUGUGUACUGUCAGAGCAAAAAAUAGCCUUGUUCCCAACAGCUUUUUUCCUUGUCUCCUGUAUUUGAGCCACAUGUGUACACAGAUAGGAUUAGUAGUGACUGAGCACUGAUUUUUCCAUUCUAGAGCAGACAUGAAGAAUUUGUGACCUACUCAACUGAACUCAGUCCGAUCAUGCAUUGUGGUCUACAAGCUACUUGCCUAGUUCUCAGCUGUGGCAGGAAAGCCACAAAACCAGGAGGUUCAUUGAAUCCCUCAUGGGCCACUUUCUCUGGCUGAUUUGAUUGAGUUCAGUUUGUGAUCUUGUUAUGCAAUCCUCCUGAACUAGAGUCACUAAAAAAAUCCCUUCGUUUUGUAACUUUUCUGUUCCUGGUGGUAAAAACUGGUUCAUGCUUAGCAACAAUAUCCUUAUUUCCAUCAGAAUAUGUAAUGUAAAUACUUGGUUUAUAAACACAUUCUCUUCAUUGAUAUCUACAGCAA
This is a messenger RNA of Heteronotia binoei (common prickly gecko), 3298 nucleotides long. RefSeq names its product egl-9 family hypoxia inducible factor 3 (gene EGLN3). Gene Ontology annotation, biological process: cellular response to hypoxia; peptidyl-proline hydroxylation to 4-hydroxy-L-proline. Lineage: Eukaryota; Metazoa; Chordata; Lepidosauria; Squamata; Gekkonidae. The coding region runs from base 778 to 1497 and encodes 239 amino acids. The transcript is spliced from 5 exons. Gene Ontology annotation, molecular function: peptidyl-proline 4-dioxygenase activity; L-ascorbic acid binding; ferrous iron binding. The record is from RefSeq and is a predicted model, not a curated record. Gene Ontology annotation, cellular component: nucleus; cytoplasm.